Messenger RNA from Cygnus atratus (black swan), 3555 nucleotides. It is a transcript of the gene WNK3, whose product is annotated as WNK lysine deficient protein kinase 3. Gene Ontology annotation, cellular component: cytoplasm; cytosol. NCBI's taxonomy places the organism in Eukaryota, Metazoa, Chordata, Aves, Anseriformes, Anatidae. Gene Ontology annotation, molecular function: protein serine/threonine kinase activity; ATP binding; potassium channel inhibitor activity. Bases 1 to 3555 code for a protein of 1184 amino acids. The transcript is spliced from 15 exons. Gene Ontology annotation, biological process: monoatomic ion homeostasis; protein phosphorylation; intracellular signal transduction. The record is from RefSeq and is a predicted model, not a curated record.
AUGGCCACCGACUCGGGGGACCCCGGCAGCACCGGGGACCCCGAGAAGCCCCACGGGACCCCCCUGGAGGAGCCCCCCAACGCGCCGGAGAAGACGCGGUUCGUCCGGAAGAGCGUGGAGAUGGUGGAGGACGAGCGGGCGUCCCCGUCCGACGGCCGCGGCGAUGCCGGCGGCCGGGAGAAGGCCAAGCAGGAGAUCGAGGAAGAGGCGGAGAUGAAGGCCGUGGCCACCUCGCCCGGCGGCCGCUUCCUCAAGUUCGACAUCGAGCUGGGCCGGGGGGCCUUCAAGACGGUUUUCAAGGGCUUCGACACCGACACCUGGGUGGAGGUGGCCUGGUGCGAGCUCCAGGACCGCAAGCUGACCAAGGUGGAGCAGCAGAGGUUCAAGGAGGAGGCGGAGAUGCUGAAGGGGCUGCAGCACCCCAACAUCGUCCGCUUCUACGACUCGUGGGAGUCCACGCUGAAGGGCAAGAAGUGCAUCGUCCUCGUCACCGAGCUGAUGACGUCGGGCACCCUCAAGACGUACCUCAAGAGGUUCAAGGUGAUGAAGCCCAAGGUGCUGCGGAGCUGGUGCCGGCAGAUCCUGAAGGGUCUCCACUUCCUCCACACCCGCACCCCGCCUAUCAUCCACCGGGACCUCAAGUGCGACAACAUCUUCAUCACCGGCCCCACGGGCUCCGUCAAGAUCGGCGACCUCGGCUUGGCCACCCUCAUGCGCACCUCCUUCGCCAAGAGCGUCAUCGGGACGCCGGAGUUCAUGGCGCCGGAGAUGUACGAGGAACGUUAUGACGAAUCGGUGGACGUCUACGCCUUCGGGAUGUGCAUGCUGGAGAUGGGCACCUCCGAGUACCCCUACUCCGAGUGCCAAAACGCCGCCCAGAUCUACCGCAAAGUCACCAGCGGCAUCAAGCCAGCCAGCUUCAACAAGGUGACGGACCCGGACGUGAAGGAGAUCAUCGAGGGCUGCAUCCGGCAGAACAAGGCGGAGAGGCUCUCCAUCCGGGACCUGCUGAACCACGCGUUCUUCGCGGAGGACACGGGGCUGCGGGUGGAGCUGGCGGAGGAGGACGGGGGCCUCGACUCCUCCCUGGCGCUGCGCCUCUGGGUGGAGGACCCAAAGAAGCUGAAGGGGAAGCACAAGGACAACGAGGCCAUCGAGUUUAGCUUCAACCUGGAGUCCGAUGUCCCCGAGGAGGUGGCCUACGAGAUGGUGAAAUCCGGCUUCUUCCAUGAGAGCGACUCCAAAGCCGUCGCCAAAUCCAUCCGGGACCGCCUGGCGCUGGUGAGGAAGACGCGGGAGAGGAAGCAGGCGGAGGGCCGGGGGACCGUCCCCGAAAGCGAGGACACCGAGGUGGACCAGCACGUCCGGCAGCAGCUCCUGCGGCAGCAGACCCCCGCCACUGAGGCCACCCCACGGGACGUCCCCGGCGUCCCCGACCCCACCACCGCCAAACCCGACCGCAGCCGGCAGCGCCGAGCCUCCUGCCCGCGGCCGGACAAGGGUGCCCGCUUCCAGCUCACCGUCCUGCAGGUCUCGUCCCCGGGGGACAACACGGUGGAGUGCCAGCUGGAGACGCACGACAGCAAGAUGGUGACCUUCAAGUUCGAUGCCGACGGGGACGCCCCCGAGGACAUCGCUGACUACAUGGUCGAGGACAACUUCGUGCUGGAGGCUGAGCGGGAGAAGUUCGUGGAGGAGCUGAAGGCCAUCGUGGUGCAGGCGCAGGGGCUCCUCCGCCCCCCCGCCUCGGACCCCCAGGUGCCCCAUGGGCCCCCCCAGGGCGAAAGCGUCCCCCACUCGUCCCCCAUCGGCCGGUGGAGGUUCUGCAUCAACCAGACCAUCCGCAACCGGGAGGUCCACGGCUUGGGGACAAUCGUCACCGGGACCCAAGAGUUGGGUGUCCCUCAAGGACCGGGGACAAUUGCCAUCGGACCCCAAGAUCUGGGUGUCCCUCAAGGCUUGGGGACAAUUGUCACCGGACCCCAAGAGCUGGACGCACCCAGGGGACCGGAGGUGACAGUCACCGGGCACCAAGAACUGGAUGUCCCCCAAGGGUUGGGGACAAUCAUCACAAGACCCCAGGAGCUGGAGCCGGUUGUCACCGCACCCCAAGAACCAGCUGUCCCCCAAGGCCUGGUGACAAUGGCUACCCAUGCUUGGGACCUCGAUGCACCCAAGGGACCAGAGAUGAUCGUCACUGCACCCCAAGAGCUAGGUGACCCUCAAAUGUUGGGGGCAAUUGUCACUGGUGCUUGGGACCUGGACGCACCCAAGGGACAGGAGGCGAUUGUCCCCAAACCCCAAGAGCUGGGUGUCCUCCAAGGACUGGGGACAAUCGUCACCGGACCCCAAGAGUCGGGUGUCCCUCAAGGCUUGGGGACAGUCAUCAGGGGACCCCAAGAGUUGGGUGUCCCUCAAGGCUUGGGGACAAUCGCCACUGGAGCUUGGGAGCAGGAUGCACCCAAGGGACCAGAGACAAUCGUCCCCAAAGCCCACGGCGAUGACUUGGGUGUCCCCCAAGGACCGGGGACAGUUGUCACCAGUGCUUGGGACCAGGAUGCACCCAAGGGACAGGAGGUGACCGCCACCCACCCCCAAGAGCUGGGUGUCCCUCAAGGACUGGGGACAACUGCCACCAACGCAUGGGACCCGGAGGCACCCAAGGGAGCCAAGACGAUCGUCACCGCACCCCAAGACCUGGAUGCGCCCAAGGGCCUGGAGAUGAUUGUCCCUGAACCCCAAGAGUUGGGUGUCCCUCAAGGACCGGGGACAAUCGUCACCGGACCCCAAGAGUUGGGUGUCCCACAAGGUUUGGGGACAGCCAUCAGUGGACCCCAAGAGUUGGGUGUCCCUCAAGGCUUGGGGACAAUCGCCACCGGACCCCAAGAUUUGGGUGUCCCUCAAGGCUUGGGGACAAUUGUCCCCAGCACUUGGGACCUGGACGCACCCAAGGGCCCGGAGAUGAUUGUCCCCGGACCCCAAGAGCUGGGUGUCCCCCACGGUUUGGGGACAAUCCCCACCGCACCCCAAGAGCUGAGCGUCCCCCAAGAACCGGGGACAACCGCCUCCACCUCUUGGGACCGUGCCGCACCCAAGGGACCCGACGAGCUUGGUCCCCAGGACCCGGAGGAACCCAAGGGCCCCGAGCAGGCCGUCGUGGGUCCCCAAGCCCCCGAUGUCCCCCCCGGGGCGGUGACACCCGUGCCCCCCCCGGCCAUCCUCACCCUGGACCAGCAGCUCCGCACCCUGCUCUACCCCGAGGGCCACCGCGAUGUCCCCAACCUCCGGCCGCCAGUCCCCGGACCCCAAAGAUAUUUUGGGAUCCGAUUCCACUGCCCCCGCCUCAAAAACCCCGUCAGCAAGAAAACGUGGAGCCGGAAAUUAAAAAAUUGGGCCAGCAGCGACGGCGGCGACUCGGAGGACGAGGGGCUGCGGGCCGAGCUGCGGCGCCUGCGGGACAAGCACAUCCAGGAGGCGGCGGCGCUGCGGGCACGGCAGCAGCGGGAGCUGCGGGAGCUGCAGGGGAGGCUGCGAUCCACGGGGGUGCGGGUUUGA